Topomyia yanbarensis is the source of this 2076-nucleotide messenger RNA. RefSeq names its product putative gustatory receptor 2a. The transcript has 6 exons. NCBI's taxonomy places the organism in Eukaryota, Metazoa, Arthropoda, Insecta, Diptera, Culicidae. The coding region runs from base 163 to 1389 and encodes 408 amino acids. The record is from RefSeq and is a predicted model, not a curated record. Gene Ontology annotation, cellular component: membrane; axon; dendrite. Gene Ontology annotation, biological process: sensory perception of taste.
GCUGAAUUUCACCGAGUUCAAAGGUACAUAACCCCUUAAUAGCUGCUGCUCCAACAUUGUUUCUUUGUUCCGUGCAACUAUCAGCAAUCAGUGACAUACUCGAGCUCGCAGAAAAAACAUCGAAUUCCGCGUGUAACAAACGGCAGCUAGUUUGACAGUAAUAUGCGUUGGUUCGCGAUAGCCAACGUCUACGAAACGGUUAAACCUUUCGGGAAUCUGUUGAAAGUUUGCGGUUUGAACUAUGGCGACACUUGGUCUCAGUCUCCAGCCAGCUCCAGGAUAUUGAAAUUGUUCAUGUACAUAGUGCUAUUUGUUGUGAUUUACUCGUACAUCACCUUCGUAAAUGUCGUUGUUCUGAGGUUGGACACUUUUCACGAUUCGCUCAUAAUCGGCCACUCGGAGAAUUUGUAUGCUGUGAUUCUGUUCCUGAUCAUUGUUUACUCUAUGGUGUUUGGAGCUGUGUCUCGGAAUAAAGUGUCCUUUACGCUGAGAAAGCUGCACGAAAUAGAUAGUGAUUUACUUGAACUCAACGUUAACAUCGAUCACCAAAAGCAGCACUUUCAAUUGACAGUAGCUUUGAUCAGUGGUCUUUCAGUGACUGUAGGCUUACCAGCGGUGACUUUGUUUUGUUACAUGUUGGAAGGUUUCGAGAUGACAUUUUAUAAGUUCUUAAGUUUUGUGGUAUUAGUUGGCUGCUAUUUUUUGCUAGUGAGUCAAGCAACUUUGGCUGCGCAGUUGCUGAAGGUGCGAUUCGGGGCAAUCAACAAAAUAUUCAGGAUGUACUUUCCGACGACCCCAACGUCCAGUGGAUUCCUGUCCGUCCACACAGAGACGACCGUGUGCAAUGAGAAGGAACAGCUAGCCGUCCUCAAGCAGAUCAAAAUUUUGCACGAUAAACUGAACGACGUGGUGGAGCUGGUUAAUUACUGCUUCUCGGUGCAGAUAACAUUCUGCGUCGGACUGUGCUUCGUCAUAGGCGUCGUCUGCUCGUUCGGUCUGUUCCGGGCGUUCAUCUAUCGGAACGAGCUGUUCUACAUGGGAGUACUGAACUUCAUCUGGUACAUGUACUAUUUGUUCUUUGUUCUGUUCUUCAUCGCCGUUGGAAGUAAAAUUACACGAGAGGGUAAACGAAUCGGAGUACUCGUCCACAAAGCCAUCAACUGUUCCACCUCGAGUGCGGUCAUAAACGAGCUGAACAUUUUCUCCCAACAAUUACUGCACCGUAGUCCGGUAAUUACGUGCGGUCUGUUCGUCUACGACUGGACGCUGCUGUACACGAUGAUUGGAGCGACCGCGACGUACCUGAUUAUCCUGAUACAGUUCGACGUAUCGUUCCCGAAUCUGGUGAAUGUGAAUGGAACCACGGCAACCGGUUCGGCUGGUUCCUAGGUUAACACGGUUCCCGGUCCCCCCGCAAACACAAACUCCACCAGCGAGCGUCCGGCUGUGAGCUCUACACGCAAGUGGUUCGAAUUUAAGAGCUGUAUUCCGCACCACCGAAAAGUCUACAUCAGUUUCCGGGUUGGCAGUGUAGCAAACGAGUUGCUCUCGGCGGCGAAGCCGAAUUCGUCCGUGAACUUGAUUUAAAUUUUAUGACUAGAUAAGCGCGAUGGAACGCCUGGAGCGUGGAACGAGAAUGUUUCGCUGUAACUUUUUACUUUUUGGGGUGGUUCAACAUUUGGAACUAAAGGCUACCGGAGGCUAAAAAGAUUUGUUUUGGGAACCAACCCGUGUACCUUAUGUCAGAUGAUUAAAUUUUUGUGUAGUACAAAGAGCAAAUGAUCUUUUUUAUAUAUUUACUUAUACGUAAAUUGCCGUGAUUCACUUAUUAGCCUUAUUUACUAUGGUAUUCCAAUGCAGGUGGGACUGUUAAAUGUAUCACAGUAAGUUCCAAGACUAGCAAACGGCUAACUGUUAUUUGUAAUUCAUUUGUAAUUGUAAUUCUUUUGAUAGCGUACCCAAAACAAAACUAUUUGAUACUCGGGAGUUAUCAAUUUCAAAUAAUAUUGCAUAAUCGUGUUUAGCCACUCAAACGAACAUUGUGUAUGAAUGUAGAUUCACUUUUAUAAUAAAAAA